Messenger RNA from Girardinichthys multiradiatus, 1812 nucleotides. It is a transcript of the gene gpd1b, whose product is annotated as glycerol-3-phosphate dehydrogenase 1b. Bases 289 to 1347 code for a protein of 352 amino acids. Gene Ontology annotation, molecular function: protein homodimerization activity; NAD binding; glycerol-3-phosphate dehydrogenase [NAD(P)+] activity. The transcript has 8 exons. Gene Ontology annotation, biological process: glycerol-3-phosphate catabolic process; carbohydrate metabolic process. The record is from RefSeq and is a predicted model, not a curated record. NCBI's taxonomy places the organism in Eukaryota, Metazoa, Chordata, Actinopteri, Cyprinodontiformes, Goodeidae. Gene Ontology annotation, cellular component: cytosol; glycerol-3-phosphate dehydrogenase (FAD) complex.
AUUAAGCUCAUCACUCACUGUGAUCCAAUCACAUCAAUGUUCUCUGGAAAUCAUCAAAGGCAUCAAAGCCUUUAUGUGUAAAUUAAAUUGGUUGUUCUGCAUCUGGAUCUGCUGCCGGUUUUGCUGCUCCUGCGCAGGUCUGUGAAAGGCGACGGAUCAGACCAACCAUGAGGAGAGGGUGUGUCUGAGCCUCGGCUGUGGGACUGUCUGGUGUAAACCCAAUCUGCUCCGGAGCUCAGUCUGUCCUCACAGCGGCAGCUGCAGGUCUCUCUGUGGGAACUCAAACACAUGAUGGCAGCGCCAAAGAAAGUCUGUGUGAUCGGUUCUGGUAACUGGGGCUCUGCUAUUGCCAAGAUUGUGGGAGCCAACGCGGCCAAAUAUGACACGUUUGAUACCAAAGUGAACAUGUGGGUGUUUGAGGAGAUGGUGAACGGUCGUAAGCUUUCAGAAAUCAUCAACACAGACCAUGAAAAUGUGAAGUACCUACCUGGUCACAAGCUGCCCCCCAAUGUGGUGGCCGUUCCAGACUUGGCCGAGUCGGUGAAGGGAGCCGAUGUCCUGAUUUUUGUGGUUCCUCACCAGUUCGUUGGGAAAGUGUGCGACACCAUCAAAGAUCACAUAAAAAAAGAAACCAUUGGAAUGUCUCUCAUCAAGGGGGUAGAUGCAGGUCCAGAGGGUCUAAAGCUCAUCUCCGAGGUCAUCCGUAGGAAACUCGGCAUCACCAUGACGGUCCUCAUGGGUGCAAACCUUGCCAAUGAGGUUGCUGAUGAGAAGUUCUGUGAAACAACUAUUGGGUGCAAAGACAAAGUACAUGGACCACUGCUGAAGGAGCUGAUGCAGACUACCAACUUCCGUGUGACUGUGGUGGAAGAGUCUGAUGUAGUGGAGAUCUGUGGUGCACUUAAGAACAUCGUGGCCGUGGGAGCAGGCUUCUGUGACGGCCUUGGAUUUGGCGACAACACCAAAGCUGCAGUGAUCCGUCUCGGCCUAAUGGAGAUGAUUGCCUUCGCCAAGGUCUUCUGCACAGACUGCCCCGUCUCUCCUGUCACUUUCCUGGAGAGCUGCGGCGUAGCCGACCUCAUUACAACCUGCUAUGGAGGACGCAAUCGAAAAAUUGGAGAGGCGUUUGCAAAGACAGGAAAAAGCAUCAAGCAGUUGGAGAUUGAGCUGCUGAAUGGGCAGAAGCUUCAAGGUCCAGCCACAGCCAGUGAAGUCCAUGUAAUCUUGAAACAGAAGAACAUGGUGGAAAAGUUCCCUCUCUUCACUGCUGUUCAUCAGAUCUGCUUCAAUGGCCACCCAGUCACAGAGUUCAUCAAGUGUUUGCAAAACCACCCUGAGCACAUGUGAAAGACUCAUGAGGACUCACACGUGGACUGAAGUUGGGCUGGACUUUUUACAACUAAGGUGUUAAUGGGGGAGAGGAUUAUGUGAAUUUUGGUCUGAGCCUCAGACCUUCUCUUGCAGCAGUUGCUUUUUGGUCUACCACUAGAAAAACAGAAAAGAGAAAAAUGGACUUGAUUUGCCUUUCGGCCACCUGAGCUACUGCCAGAAGAAGUUUUUCUGUUUUUACUAACUGUUAAAUUAUUGCACAGAGGAUUUAAGUCUUAAAUCUUUUGACAUGUGGUCUUAAAUUGGCUGAUACACUAACAAUAACCACUAACAAUAACUGCAGUCUUAGAAAAUGUUACACAAUGUGCCUUUUCAUCCAUAUCUAAAAUCACUCCCAUAAAGUAUCUUUGUUUCAUUAGAACAUAAUGAAUAUGCCCCAAAAUUUUGCAUCGUGUAUUUUAGAAUAAAUUAUUUUAAUCUUUA